This is a messenger RNA of Paraphaeosphaeria sporulosa, 1884 nucleotides long. Its product is annotated as protein phosphatase 2A regulatory B subunit. The coding region runs from base 342 to 1793 and encodes 483 amino acids. Lineage: Eukaryota; Fungi; Ascomycota; Dothideomycetes; Pleosporales; Didymosphaeriaceae. The transcript is spliced from 6 exons. Gene Ontology annotation, biological process: peptidyl-serine dephosphorylation. Gene Ontology annotation, molecular function: protein phosphatase regulator activity; protein binding. Gene Ontology annotation, cellular component: cytosol; protein phosphatase type 2A complex. The record is from RefSeq and is a predicted model, not a curated record.
UGCGCACCUUUGUUCAUACCUGCUCUGCUGUGCUGUCUCUGCCCGCGUCUACAUCAACCGCCGCCUUGCCGCCGACCGACUUCGCUGGCGCUCUGCAACAUCUCCCGCAUACCGGAACCGCCGCCUUGCUCCCCGCCGCCGAUCCGGCUGCCACAAUCGCCUCACCGUUCCCGCAUCGGACUCCCAGCCUCGACGUCGGCGGCUCUUUCCACCACCCGAUCUAUUCUCGCGCCAGCUCAGCCCAAAUCCUCGGCCUUCACUCUCCUCGACCUCGCCCGCCCGGAGAGACGCCCUUCCAGCUCUAGCUCGCUUGCGCACUUUGACACACCGCUCCCGGAACUAUGGUUGAAGCAGAAGGAAACCCCACUACGUGGAAGUUCACACAGUGCUUCGGCGACAAAGGUGAUGUCGAAGACAUAACAGAAGCUGACAUCAUUUCCACCGUUGAGUUCGAUCAAACGGGCAACUACCUGGCCACCGGAGACAAGGGCGGCCGCGUAGUGCUAUUCGAGCGAAAUGAGACAAAAAAGACAUGCGAGUACAAGUUCCACACCGAGUUCCAGUCACACGAGCCCGAGUUCGAUUACCUCAAGUCGCUCGAGAUAGAAGAAAAGAUCAACAAGAUCAAGUGGUGCCGGCGACAAAACGCUUCACAUUACCUACUCUCGACCAAUGACAAGACAAUAAAGCUCUGGAAGGUGUUUGAGAAAUCGUUAAAGGUGGUGGCGGAGAACAACCUUUCACAUGAGUUGACCCCAGGAGGUGGUGUCGCUGGUGGAGGUGGACCAGUGCGGAACCCCAACGUGAACUUCCGCAGCGCCGCCGACCUGAAGCUGCCGCGGUUGACUCACCACGACACCGUCGUGGCCGCCGUGCCACGAAAGACGUAUGCCAACGCUCAUGCUUACCACAUCAACAGCAUAUCAGUUAAUAGUGAUGGCGAGACGUUCAUCAGCAGUGACGAUCUUCGUAUCAACCUGUGGAAUCUCAACAUCCAGGACCAGAGCUUCAACAUUGUGGACAUCAAACCAGCAAACAUGGAAGAGCUGACAGAGGUGAUCACGGCUGCUGAAUUCCACCCACAAAGCUGCAAUUGGUUCAUGUACGCGAGCUCCAAGGGGACAAUCAAGCUCGCGGACAUGCGCGAGAGUGCGUUGUGCGACCAACAUGCGAAACAGUUUGAACAAGAAGAGGACCCGUCCUCUCGGUCUUUCUUUUCAGAAAUUAUCUCGUCGAUAUCAGAUGUCCGCUUUUCGCAUGACGGCCGAUACAUUCUCUCCCGCGAUUACCUCACCGUGAAGAUCUGGGAUGUGAACAUGGAGCGAACCCCGAUCAAGACUAUUCCAAUACACGAGCACCUCCGGCCACGACUGUGCGAUACGUACGAGAACGACAGCAUCUUCGAUAAAUUUGAGGUUGUGUUCUCCGGUGACGCCAAGAACGUAAUGACGGGCAGCUACAACAACAACUUUAUGAUAUAUCCCUCCGAUCCAGAGAAAGACACGGAAGUGGUGCUUCAGGCAGACAAGUCGGCAUUCAAAGCUAAGAAGGUUGGCAUACCGACACCCAUGAACUCUUCUACAAGUCCCACUAGCAGUUCCGCCAAGAAGGGAGGAUCAAGAGCGGGAAGCCCAGCCGCUGGAGCCGCGGGUCAAGGCCAACGCAUGCGAAAGGAGACGGACGCAGACCAAAUCGACUUCAACAAGAAGAUCCUACACAUGAGCUGGCAUCCGUUCGAAGAUAGCAUUGCCAUUGCAGCUACCAACAAUCUCUUCGUAUUUUCAGCCUUGUAAAGGCCAGCAUUUGAGCAAACAUUUCCUUUGUGCAUUUGCACCUAGAUUUGUGUUUGGCGAUGUAUUCCUCCCUCAUUCUUCCCAUGUACUU